AAGAAGUGUUUUAAGCCAUUGGAUCUUUGAUCUAAUGGUUGAGAUCAAUAGGGUAUUAAAGUGUAAAUUGUGUUUUAAUUAGAAGGGGCUUUUGUAAACUUAAAGGGUAAUAGUGUCUUUUCCAUUGUUUCAAAUAUGGUAACCGUAUCCUGCACAACCAAAACCCCCUAUCAAUCUCUUAAAAACAAGCGACGUUCCCGUCAAAGCAAAAGUUUUAUACUCUCCGGAAAGUUUCGUCUAUCGAACUACAUUGCAAAGAAGCAGAGAAAGGGUUUUUUAGGAGAAUCAAGGAUCAAAGAGUGUUAUAUGGACCCAAAAAAAGGAACUAUGAAGCCAGCAGGUUCGAAGAGGAAGCGAGAAUUAUCCGAGACCAAACCAGCUACAGCAACACACGAUGCAAACAACGAUGACGACUUCCAAACGCCGCUUCCGGUACCGUUCGCAGAAGUUCUAACUAAACACCAUACUGGUGCUGAUAUAACACACCGUGACACGGCCGACGACGAUGACUUCGUGACGCAACCACCCACGACAGAUCAAUCAGCUGCCAAUUCACAAGAAGAGUGUGACAAUGUUGACCACCAACAACCAUGCGAUGCAAAAAGACGUAAGUCAACCGCGACAAGGAGGAAGUCGACGAGACCACCAGCAUCAUUUCAAUCGAAAAAAUAUGAGCCCUUUAGCGGGCCAAAAAUUAAACUGAAGACAUCUCCGGAUAAUAUGGUUAUAUUUGUUAACAGCUUGAAUAAAGUUCAAAAAAACAAGGUCAUAGAGAUGGGAUUCGGUGCAUUGCUGAAUUUCAACAUACAUCAUGUACCAACGCGUCUAGCAUAUUGGCUGGCAAGCAACUAUGACGACGCUGCAGGGGUGUUGAACUUUGGAGCUACCCGUUUACGGAUCAAUUCAAAGUUGGUGAAUACAAUAUUCGGUAUACCGAACGGGGGUAUAAAGAUUGUAGAAAAAGAAAGAGCGAGGGACAGCAAUCCGGUAGUGAAAGAAUGGAGGGAUCAGUUCAAUGAUAACACUAAGGUGUCGCCAGUCGGGCUGAAGGACAUGAUGAUUACAGACACUUCAAGUGGUCGGUCAUUUGAAUUGAACUGGUUGGUGUUAUAUAAUACUAUACUUGGAGAGAUAAGCGCAUGCAACACAGUUAACCAAAGAUUCUUGGGAUGCGUGGACCCAAAUGAAAAAAUAUCAAACUUUGAUUGGAGCAGCUACAUGAUAACCUGCUUGGACCGAACGACGAAUGCAUGGAACCGGAAGAGGAAUGACGCUUUUAGAGGCCCGAUCGUGUUACUAGCGGCUGCAUACGCGUACGACCAAAGGGAUGCUUUGAAGCGUAAUAAGAGGGGAUGUCAUCCGAUUGAAUUGAUAGAUGACGGGAUGCUUGACGAACUGCUCGGAAAGCUUGAUGACAUACUUUGGGAUUCUCACAUAAAGCAUAACACCCCAAUGAUACCCAAAAUUCAUGUAGAUGCAGAAAAACAGAUGAGUGAAAAGGUUAAGAAGAUACCUGAUGAUAAAAAAUCAGCAUCAACCAGCGCUAAAGUAGUUGAAACGGCAGCAGAAAAACGUGCGGAUGACAACAAGGAUGAGGGCAACGAAGAAUACGAACCGUACGAAGAAGGGGACGACGACCAUAUGGGAAUAUAUAAACAUUGCAAAAGUUAUUUGUUGUCACAGCCAAGUACACAGGAGCUGCCGUUUGUAUGUCAAGUUGGGGCAGACAGCGAAUUUCGGAUACCAAUGGUAUCACAGUAUGGGACACCGCCCGUGUACUCACAAGAAGAAAAAGAUACUGAAGAGAAUAUGGCGACAAAUUUGGAUGAUGCACUUACGGAAUUUGAAGAUUGCGUUGAUAAGAUAAAAAAUGCAAUGAGAGAAGCUUUACGUUUGCACCCCAACAGUGAACAGAUAUUGAGUAGGAAAACGUCAUGGAUUGCGAGUGUCCGCAAACAUCUAAAGGACAUUGCGGAUACUGAGGAAGGCGAUGAAGUGUCAGAAAAAACCCCCACCGCUGUCAAAAACACUGGACUAUUGACACAAGGCACACAAUCGAAAUCUGAGGGGAUCAAACCAGUAAACUUGCAAAGUGAACUGGACAACGUCGCAACAACUUCAAGUAUUCCAGACACUGAACAGGGAGGAAACGCGUUACUGCAAUAUAAACACCAGAGGCCAAAAAGAAACACCAAUCUUCCAGAUGUUUUCAGGUCACCGUACGUGCAGCGUGUGGUUUCGUUAACAGAUAAACGAGAACAAUUGGAAUCUGCAUUGGCUAGCUGUAUACUGAGCGGAAGGGGAAACAAAUGGGAUAUUUUAUUCGAUUGCCCAGCAGGUGUCUCGAUUCUGAGAGGCUCGUUUGAGACGAUGUACCCGUCAUUAUGCUUGGAUGCAGAUAUUAUAUCAGCUUGGGCCGCAGUCCUUAACAACGAGGAGCGGUUAAGGGCACCUGGUACCCCCGCAAGGCUGUUUUGCAAUGCCGGAAUGUUGCUUAUAAAACAGCUUAUAACACUACAGCCUCCAGCUUAUAUUAUGCCUGCAUACAUAAAAAACAUCUUAUAA
This is a messenger RNA of Helianthus annuus (common sunflower), 2565 nucleotides long. RefSeq lists its product as uncharacterized. Bases 136 to 2565 code for a protein of 809 amino acids. The transcript is spliced from 10 exons. Lineage: Eukaryota; Viridiplantae; Streptophyta; Magnoliopsida; Asterales; Asteraceae. The record is from RefSeq and is a predicted model, not a curated record.